GCCCAACCCGGAAGAAGCUCCGUGUAGGUGACGUCGCAUGUUGUUGUCCACGAUGGCGUCGUCCACAGAGCAGUGUCUCCUGGAGCUCACUGAUAAGGAAACUCGGGAGAAGCUGUCGCACUGGGACCAGCGGGUAGAUCCGAUGGCUCCGUUAACGGAGAAGCAGACGGACUCGGUGCUCGAGCUCCGCGCCGCGGCGGAAGUCACGCUUCUCCCAGCGGAGCUGCCCAUCGAGGACAUCUGCAGCCUGGCGUCUCGCUCGCUGCGCUCCUCGUUCACAGCGACUCUUCCCGAGUCCACCGAGGAGGUGCUCCUGCAGGGCUUUCAGAUGCUGGAGCUGGAGAACGAGCGCAUCCAGACGGCCCAGCAGUUUUUUUCCUGGUUCUCGAAGCUGCAGGUUCAGAUGGAUCAGGAUGAAGCUUCAAAGUACAGGAAGACGCGGGAUGUUCUGAGCGGCUGUCGGGAGCAGUGUGACUCCAUCCUGAAGGACGUGAACACUGCGCUGGAGCAUCUGGACUCUCUGCAGAAGCAGUACCUCUUUGUGUCCACCAAAACAGGAACGCUUCACGAGGCCUGUGAACAACUGCUGAAGGAGCAGUCAGAGCUGGUGGAUCUGGCCGAGAGCAUCCAAGAGAAACUCUCAUAUUUCAAUGAACUGGAGAACAUAAACACGAAACUGAACUCCCUGACGUUGUCCGUGAACAGCGAGGGAUUCAUCCCGAUGCUUUCUAAACUAGACGAAUGCAUCGAAUACGUCUCAUCUCAUCCGAGCUUCAAAGACUACCCGGUCUAUCUGACCAAGUUCAAGCAGUGUCUGUCCAGAGCCAUGCUCCUCAUCAAGAGCCACACGGUCAGCACGCUGCAGAACCUCACGGCUCAGCUCACCAAGAGGCAGGACCCGUUGGGUGCUCCGAACGCAGACAACGCCUUCACGCUCUACUAUGUGAAGUUCAGAGCAGCGGCACCCAAAGUUCGGAGGCUCAUUGAACAAGUUGAACAACGGUCCAACAAAAUCCCAGAGUAUCAGCAGCUGCUGGAUGAGAUUCAUCUGUGUUAUCUGGAGCAGAGGGAGCUUCUGCUCAGUCCCAGUAUAAACUCCACCUUCACUGAUCUCACCAGCCACAACAACAAGGACCACUGCGCUCUGGUGCGCAGCGGCUGUGCGUUUAUGGUCCACGUGUGUCAAGACGAACACCAGCUUUACAACGAGUUCUUCUCCAAACCCUCGUCCAAACUGGAUGAGCUUCUGGAGAGACUCUGCGUGUCUCUGUAUGACGUCUUGAGGCCUCUGAUCAUCCACGUGGUUCAUCUGGAGACGCUGUCGGAGCUCUGCGGCAUCCUGAAGAACGAGAUGCUGGAGGACCACGUCCAGAACAACGUGGUGCAGCUGGGAGCGUUCGACGCCGUGGUGAAGCAGAUGCUGGAGGACGUUCAGGAGCGUCUGGUCUACAGGACACAUAUCUACAUCCAGACGGACAUCAGCGGAUACAAGCCUGCGCACGGAGACCUGGCCUACCCCGAGAAGCUAGAGAUGAUGGAGAGAAUCGCUCAGAGUCUGAAGGAGGAGCAGAUGAAGCUGAGCUCGAGCAGCUCUUUCUCUGACGUGCAGCUGGAGGAGUCUGAUAAUCAGAAGCUGAUCAGCUCUGAGGCACGCUCGCGCAGCACAGUUUCUCCUGCAGAUCUUCAUGGCAUGUGGUAUCCCACCGUCAAACGCACGCUCGUGUGUCUCUCCAAACUCUACCGCUGCAUCGACAGGGCGGUGUUUCAGGGUCUGUCACAGGAAGCGCUCUCUGCCUGCAUCCAGUCUCUCCUCAAAGCCUUCGACAUCAUUCAGAAGAACAAGACUCAAUUAGAUGGGCAGCUCUUCCUGAUCAAACAUCUCCUGAUCCUGCGUGAGCAGAUCGCCCCGUUCCACGCAGACUUCGCCAUCAAAGAGAUCUCGCUGGACCUGAAGAAGACCAGAGACGCUGCUUUCAAAAUCUUUAACCCCAAGACUGUGCCCAACUUCUUCCGUCUGAACAGCCAUAACGCGAUCCUGGAGUUUCUGCUGGAGGGCACGCCGGAGAUUAAAGAGCACUACAUCGACUCCAAGAAAGAAGUGGACCGGCACCUGAAGUCCAGCUGUGAGCAGUUCAUACAGCAGCAGACGCACAUGUUCAUGGGAAACCUGGAGGAGUUCCUCACCAAGGUAGCAGCUCUAAAGACGAUGGCUGUUGAAGGAGGACCGACGUACAGUCUCUCUCAGCAGCCCUGGGCUCAGCCGGCCAAGGUGAAUGACAUUGUGAUGGCCACCUAUCGCAUCCUGAAAAACAAGCUGCCCGUCACCUUACAGAGCAUGUCUUUAUAUCUGGCCAAUAAAGACACCGAGUUCAUCCUGUUUAAGCCCGUCAGGAACAACGUCCAGCAGGUGUUCCAGAGACUGCAAGUGUUACUGCAGGAGGAGUACAGCGGCGAGGACCUGCAGAUCAUCGCAUGUCCCUCCAUGGAGCAGAUAAAUCUGCUGCUCUCUGUGAAAUAGCUCUGGACUCCGUGGACAGUGAUGUUCUUCCACACUUGGACCACGUCAGCUUUGGGAAAAGAGCCUUGAGAGAAGAUUAUUCCCAAACCUUCUUGAGAUCAACACGUCUCUCUAUCUAAAGACAGAACGAGACCCUUUCCAAACACUGAACACACGCUGCAGGAGCUUGAUCUGGUUCUUCAGCGUAGCAUUGAUACCAAAUCAGUCUGUACAGAUGGAAAUUAAACUGAAGGUGUGAGCUCAGUCACACGGAUGCUGGUCUGGACACAAACACACAUGAUCCACUAGGAGGCGCUGUGUGUUUGAGACUGUACUGUACUGGUGAAGGAAACUAUGUGCAGAACAUAUUUAUUAUUAUGUUUAAAGGAAUAUUUCACUGAGA
Messenger RNA from Carassius carassius (crucian carp), 2900 nucleotides. It is a transcript of the gene cog3, whose product is annotated as component of oligomeric golgi complex 3. The transcript has 23 exons. Gene Ontology annotation, cellular component: membrane; COG complex; cis-Golgi network. NCBI's taxonomy places the organism in Eukaryota, Metazoa, Chordata, Actinopteri, Cypriniformes, Cyprinidae. Gene Ontology annotation, biological process: Golgi organization; intra-Golgi vesicle-mediated transport; intracellular protein transport. The record is from RefSeq and is a predicted model, not a curated record. The coding region runs from base 38 to 2518 and encodes 826 amino acids.